Molecule: messenger RNA, 645 nt
Organism: Lathyrus sativus (Indian pea)
Lineage: Eukaryota; Viridiplantae; Streptophyta; Magnoliopsida; Fabales; Fabaceae
Source: the annotation of a GenBank genome assembly
AUGAGUAUGAAUGUUCAUCAAGAGAAACCUCAAAAAUCUAGUGGUAAAAAGUUCUUCGAGUGGGCAUCAAAGUGUUUUUAUGAAUACCGAGAUCCAGAAAAAUGGAUAAAAGAUAUGAAGACUAGCAUUGGCAUAGCAGUUUCUAUAACCGCAACUAUAACAUUUUCACUCGGCACAAAUCCACCUGGUGGCGUCGUGCAAGUCAGUAAGAACGAUAUUCCCUUUUCCACAAACCAUACAUUUUGUUCGUUUCAGAAGCCAUAUCAUAUAUGCGCUGGAGAAGCUAUCAUGGCUACUUCAAAAAGCGGCGAUUAUCUUGCAUUUUUGGUAUGCAAUUUAAUUUGUUUCAUUUCAUCACUUAGUGUUCUUUUCUUUCUUGUUAGUGGAAUUCCUAUACGUAAAACAGUUCUAAUAUGGCUUUUGUCUUUUGGAAUGUGUGUCACACUCACAAGUCUUGCUCUUACCUACUUAUUUGCUGUUUUUAUGGUCACACCAGACGCCAUUUGGAAUAAUCUUUUAGAUAGUGUGUUUGGUUUAUCUGUUGUUAUUUGGGCUUCGUCUGUUGUACUUCUUGCUGCUUUUUUCAUUCUUCGACCUAUUGUGAGGGGUGUCCAUAAAGUUUGCAACUGUAUGGGGUGUCAAUAA